Molecule: messenger RNA, 2025 nt
Organism: Venturia canescens
Lineage: Eukaryota; Metazoa; Arthropoda; Insecta; Hymenoptera; Ichneumonidae
Gene: mldr
Product: mitochondrial ribonuclease P catalytic subunit
Exons: 5
Coding region: 353-1993 (546 amino acids)
Biological process (GO): mitochondrial tRNA 5'-end processing; tRNA 5'-leader removal
Cellular component (GO): mitochondrion; mitochondrial ribonuclease P complex
Molecular function (GO): ribonuclease P activity; protein binding
Source: RefSeq, a predicted model, not a curated record
AACACAAUCACGUUCGUUAUACGCCGACCAUGCCGACCAAUCAGAACGUGCUCCGCAAACAUUGUUCGAAAUAAAAAAUAACAUACAGCUACGUCUACAAAAAGCGUUAACAAUUCUCGACAUUUUCGUAUGCUUUUUGUUAUCCAACUUAUAAUCAACCUUCAUUAUUCGGACUAAUGUUGUGAAAUACUCUUCCCCUGCUGUCGGAAAACUAGUAACAUAAUUCAACAAGGUCUCGUGAAAAGUGAGGUUAGAGAGGUGAAACCAGUAAAAUGUUAUUGUUGGCUUUGUCGUGAAUGUUUUUUACAAUUGGAAUGUUUUUCUGAGAUACUUGUUUAUUCAUUUUGUUGCAAUGGCACUAUUGAGGAGGUUCAGAGUCUGUGCUCAAAUUACCAGACUUUUUGCAACAGAAGUUCACAGUUUGCCUCUGGAUCCUGAUAAUUUUUUUAAAACUAGUGGAAGAACCCUGCCUAUGUCAGUAUUGAAACAGAAUAAUUUCAUCAUCAACAAACUAUUGGUUGAGAAGAAAGUGUUGGAGGAGAGUGACUUUUUAGCAGCUCGCGAAGAUCUUUUAGCAUCUAAAAACUUCUAUGUGACAGAAGCCAAUGUCGACAUGUUAUUGGUGAAGUUGUGUACCACCGAAAAGAGAGUGGACCUGGGAAUGGCUUAUCUUGAAUAUUUAUGGAAGGUGCGCUCUGAUAUGAACCUCGCAGCCAUGUCUUACUAUUUUAAAUUGUGUUACAUGCGAGAUAAAAUUGAAUUCAUGGAAAACGAGAUGGAAUAUAUUUUGAAAUUUUAUGAUGAGAUUAGAUUUAAAUAUCCAGUGUUGGAUGCGAGCACUGCUGAAUAUUGUAUCCUUGGCAUCUCAAAAACUCAUCGAUGGAAAGAAGCUCUCGAACUCUGUGAAAUGAUCAAAUUGUCUUGCAGUCCCAGGACUCAAUCUUUUUCGGCAAUUAUCUCAGCCGCUUUUAGAAAUAAUGAACCUGAAAUUGCCUGGACAUAUCUCGAGGAUGCUUUCAGUCGAAUACAUCCCGAACAUCACGUUUUCAUAGCUCAUACAGAAUAUUGCAAAAGAAACUUUAAAGGAGAAGAAUUGGAGAAAGAACUUGAGAAAAUGUUCUUGAUUUGGUCUAAAUACGACUAUCGACCUUUUGUGGAUAUCGUUCAGGCUUAUGAAGAAAUUUUUAAAACCCUAGGAUGGAUCAUCGAGCGAACUUCCAUCAGAAAUGUAGGAAUAUGUCGAAGCUGUGAUCACAAAUUGUCGAAAUGUAAGAUUUCGAAUGAAGAGUUUUCUAAAUUGGCGGAGCUCGUAUGGGAGCGCGUUAUAAUAAGCGGUGACAUUUAUAAAAAGUCAACACCGAAAGAAUUGAAUUAUUUUCUUCAAUUCGUUGAAAAAAAUAAGCCUUGGGAUAUUGUAAUCGAUGGUUUGAACGUAUCCUAUUUAUCCAAAGAGGUGCGAAAAUCUUCGGGGCACUUGGUAACAGCUGCCGUGAACUUAUGCGCUAAAGAAAUGAACAAAAAAGUGUUGCUUUUCGGAAGAAAUCAUAUGAAAAAAUGGGCAAAUAUGGAUUUGUCCUACAUACAACACCACGCCGACAUUUUUUUUACUACAAACAGAUCAGCCGACGAUCCAUAUUUGCUGUAUGCAACUUUGUGCUCCGGACCGUCAACAAUGUUCGUUUCGAGAGACUUGAUGAGACAGCAUGUGGCUCGCCUGGAAGAUCCUGACAUGGGAAGCAUUUUCAAAAAAUGGCAAAUGACACAUCAACUACGUCCGGUCGCUAUAACGUCGAAACAAGGAAAUGUCGACUUGAAGAUAGAAUAUCCUCCUAAGUAUUCACCGUUUAUCCAAAAUGACGAAAAUGGCUGGCACAUCCCAUUUACGUUCGAACCUUCUCUCAAACCUGCGGUCGAUUACGAACCACCUAAAUCAUGGUUCUGCUUUAGGAAAACAAUCAACACUGUGAAGUCAACAGAUUUAUCGUUGCCUUAGUAAUUGUUAAUAAAUAUUUUUUGAUCGUUGAA